GAACCUCUGUCUAUGCGAAGAAGGAGAGAGCUGCUAACUAACGACACACUCCGCUGUUAGCGUGAACCAUCAGUCACAACAAGUAACAGCAAAAAGCUUUAACGUUACAUUAAGCUCCGCUCGGGCAGUCGUGUACAUUUUGGCGUGACAAAUAACACAAGCCGUAUCCUGGUCGUCUGGAUUAAUCACAGCGAAGGUUUUGCAGGCUCUAGCUGUGGGUGGUGGAGAGCCUUGAGAUGCAUUCAUGAUCUCAAACUAUGACUUUAAGGUCCUCCGCCUUCUCCUUCCUGUGACAGAUGCUGGGGCCAGAGAUCAGUCUGUUCAACUGUUAGAGGUGACAGGGUGAGGACGGGGGAGGAGUGUCGGCUAGCUGUACUAGGUUUUGUCUCAUGAGAGUGACUGUGCCAUCCAGGCACUGCCAGUGACCAGGGCUGUGGCUGUGGUGGGCCCGGCCCAGGAGGCCUUUUUGUACAUCUUCUCAGGCCCCUGCUGACCUGUGCUGCUCACACCAUGGAUCAACAGAGAGAUAAAUAUGGCGAGCGGCCUGCCAGGAGCACUAAAGUUUCCCAGGGAAGCCGCAGCGGACACUCGUCCCGACCAUCUGGCUCCUCCAGCUCAUCUGGCGUUCUCAUGGUGGGGCCAAACUUUCGUGUGGGCAAAAAGAUCGGCUGUGGAAACUUUGGUGAAUUGAAGCUUGGUAAAAAUCUCUACACCAACGAGUAUGUAGCUAUUAAACUGGAACCAGUGAAGUCGAGGGCACCACAGUUGCAUUUAGAGUACCGGUUCUACAAAACACUGGGAACUACAGCUGAAGGUGUGCCCCAGGUAUUUUACUUUGGACCCUGUGGGAAAUACAAUGCCAUGGUUCUGGAGCUGCUGGGCCCAAGUCUAGAGGACCUCUUUGACCUUUGUGACCGGACCUUUUCACUGAAGACGGUCUUAAUGAUAGCUAUUCAGCUGAUUUCUCGAAUGGAGUAUGUGCACUCUAAAAACCUCAUCUAUAGAGAUGUAAAACCUGAAAACUUUCUCAUCGGACGGCAAGGAAAUAAAAAGGAACACAUCAUCCACAUCAUAGACUUUGGUCUGGCCAAAGAGUACAUCGACCCUGAGACCAAAAAACACAUUCCAUACAGGGAGCAUAAGAGCUUGACUGGCACUGCCCGAUAUAUGUCCAUCAAUACCCAUUUAGGCAAAGAGCAAAGCCGGCGAGAUGACCUGGAGGCCUUAGGCCACAUGUUCAUGUAUUUCCUUCGCGGGAGUCUACCGUGGCAAGGACUAAAGGCCGAUACGUUGAAAGAACGAUACCAGAAGAUUGGGGACACAAAACGAAACACUCCCAUCGAGGUCCUCUGUGAGAACUUCCCAGAGGAGAUGGCCACCUACCUGCGAUAUGUGAGACGGUUGGACUUCUUUGAAAAGCCAGACUAUGAAUAUCUGCGAACUCUGUUCACUGAACUGUUUGAGCGAAAAGGAUACACCUUUGACUACACUUACGACUGGGUUGGCAGGCAGAUACCCACACCAGUGGGGUCUGUCCAUAUAGACUCUGGAGCAUCUGCUGUGACGAGAGAGAGCCAUCCUCACAGAGACCGGCCCUCACAGCACCAACCAAUUCGAAAUCAGACAGCGGUCUCAGAUCGACGAGGAGCAUGGGAGGUGCAGCCCACACGCCAAGCAAACUCCUCCUAUCUGACCUCCCACCUGGCAGCGGAUAGGCACGGGGGCUCAGUGCAGGUGGUCAGCUCGACCAACGGGGAGCUGAAUGCAGACGAUCCACUGGCCGUCCAUUCCACACAGCCCAUUACACCUCAGGCAGAGGUGGAAGUGGUCGACGAGGCCAACUGCGUGAAAAUGCUCAACCUGUGGUGCUGCUGUUUCUUCAAGCGAAAACGGAAGAAGAACACGCCGAGGCACAAAUGAUCAUCCGCCACCGGCCUGAAACGCUCCAAGGUCCGGCUCAGUUGAUUGUGAUUUCAGAAAUCAAUAAGGUCCCAUUCAGAAUUAAAGAGGGAGACAACUGAAAGAUCUUGAUUGAAUUGCUCUCUGGAGGGGACCCGUUAAAAUGGUUUGUUGAGAUGUACAAGACGCUUGUGUCUUUUGAUGGGAGUCCCUUUUCACGUUUUCUUCUUUUUUUUUUUUUUUUCCUCUUCCAAGAUGUGUUGAAAUGUUUUGCAGGCCAGUCGUCCAAAUGGAAACCUUUUUAGUUGGAAUUCUGCAGAGGAUACUUUUUUUUUUAUUUAUUUUUUUUAUUCCCGAGACACCCAGCAUUUGUAUUUUUCUCUCCUCGUUUUUGACUUUUUGCUCCUGUUUCCCUUCUGUGGUAUUGCAAAGGAGAAGACAGAUCGACCUGUGGAAUCUUGCCACCUUCAGCCAGUUGCAUACUAUGAUUUCUUUGUUUGACUCACAAAAUCACGUUUUCAUUUCCCCUCUGUCAAGUCCCAGUUCAAAGUGGUUUACCCGUCGUUAAGUUUGCCAAACUCAUUUGGACACAAAGCCCUUUUGGUCAUUCCUGACGUGGGACUGAAUGUAAACCUGAACACGUGGGAAGCCAAGAGUGUAACUGCCUAUCCUCAGGCACAAAGAGCAUCAGUCUGCCAUUUGGCCCCUGCACUUUUUUCCUCCAAAGAGGCCAACCCUGGCACUGGGACCCGGGCCUGAGAGACCAGAAGACCAGAGACGCCUCCUGCACUGUGUUCUCUGAGGAUGAUUUCUGCUCACGCUGCUUGGUUAAAGCACUCCCCUUAACCACGGCGCCGUUAAAACACACUACAGUCGCUUUUGACUCACAUGCGGUUUUGCUCGUGUUGGCUUUGUGAUCAUGAGCAGCGACCUGACACUUGUACAUGGGGCUGAAAAACUAUAUGCUAUUUAUGCUAUUUAUCUCUUGGUUACCACCAGUUUUCUUACUAGUUCUAAAUCAUACACACUGAAUGUAUGGACAGAAAGGUAAAUGACUUUGGAGCAUUUAUAUAAUCUGUCAUGCGCAUGGGGAAGGAAAUUGCAGUUAAGGAGUUAAGACCAAUGUUUAAAAAAGAAAAAAAAAGAAAAAAAGUGAGGCCAAGAUGAGAGGACGGGAGGGUCUUACAUGUUCUUGAUCUUAAUGUGAUGGUUAAUAAUGGUCUCUACACCAGUAGACACUGGAGGAUGUUGCUUUGGAUUGACGAGAGAAACUGGCGUGAUGUGCUUUUGGAAAUUAAAUCCCAGCCUCUCAAACGCUGCUGUCCAAUGCCUUAACCCCGACCAGUCGACCACCACAUCACAUUACCAGUGCGAUAAACAAGUUGGCAGCAUGAUGGUUGUGAGGUUUGCAGUGCAAUUUAUUUUAUUUCUUUUAGGUCACCUGUAUAAUAAAGGCCAAAAUUGUGGACUGUU
This is a messenger RNA of Perca fluviatilis (European perch), 3372 nucleotides long. RefSeq names its product casein kinase 1, gamma 1 (gene csnk1g1). The record is from RefSeq and is a predicted model, not a curated record. The coding region runs from base 511 to 1920 and encodes 469 amino acids. Gene Ontology annotation, biological process: signal transduction; positive regulation of canonical Wnt signaling pathway; endocytosis. Gene Ontology annotation, cellular component: nucleus; cytoplasm; plasma membrane. NCBI's taxonomy places the organism in Eukaryota, Metazoa, Chordata, Actinopteri, Perciformes, Percidae. The transcript has 16 exons. Gene Ontology annotation, molecular function: protein serine/threonine kinase activity; ATP binding.